Molecule: messenger RNA, 1107 nt
Organism: Parnassius mnemosyne (clouded apollo)
Lineage: Eukaryota; Metazoa; Arthropoda; Insecta; Lepidoptera; Papilionidae
Source: the annotation of a GenBank genome assembly
AUGUCUAGACGGCUAAAAGAUGACGAUAUUGAGGAUUUACUUGCACGAAAGGAAAAUGGAGACAUUUCUGAAGACGAAGAGGAUAUGGGUGAUAUGAACGAAAUUGAUUAUCACCCGGACCUACAAGAUCUAAUAAGCGAAUUAGAGGACAAUAAUGAUGACGAUGAAGAAGACAAUGAAAAUCCACCUUCGAACAUGGAAAAAGGAUGGUUGGAUCACUUCAAUAGUCCAGCUCCAGGACCUUCGAAUUGUCAACCACAUUCAAGCCUUCUUGGUGUUGCAGCGUGGAGGCAACGAAGUAGAGAACUUAUAUGGAAAAAGCGUAAUUUGCAAUACAGUGAAGAACGUAUACGUUUCACAGGAAAUACAGACCUUUCCCCUCCACAAGCCGCGCUUGAAACACCAUUACAAUUUUUCUCCGAAUUUAUGAAUGAGGAUAUACUCACUGUUAUUGUGGAACAAACAAAUUUAUACAUCACGCAAAAAAAUGUAUCCAACUGUCCUCCUGUAACUGCUACUGAAAUCCGUCAAUUUCUAGGUAUCAUCAUAUUUAUGUCCGUGUACUAUUACCCAAAUGUUAGAUACUACUGGGGUAAAUAUGGCUUCGAUCAUAUACGACAGACCAUGACGGUAAAUAGAUUUGAGAAAAUAAGAUCAAUAAUACAUUUCAAUGAUAAUGCACAGCAUAAACCGAUUGGACACCCAAACCAUGAUCGUCUUCAUAAAAUAAGACCUGUUGUAGUACACUUGAACAAAUUGUUCGUGAGUGUGGCACCAUUUGACCAAAGGCUCUCUCUAGAUGAGCAAAUGUGUUCGACUAAGGUAGCUCAUUUUAUGAAGCAAUAUUUACCCAACAAACCCCAUAAAUGGGGUUUUAAGUUGUUUUUUUUUUGUUCACUCUCUGGAUAUGCUUAUAGUUUUGAAAUAUAUUCUGGUAAACAAAAUGUUGACAACUUAUCUGAUGAACCUGAUAUUGGCGUAGUCGGUAAUACAGUGAUUAGAUUGUGCCGUUCCAUUCCACGAAAAAUGAACCAUAUCCUAUAUUUCGACAAUUUCUAUACAUCCGUUCCUUUACUGUAUUACCUAUUGACUGCCUCGUUAGUCUAG